Molecule: messenger RNA, 576 nt
Organism: Hermetia illucens (black soldier fly)
Lineage: Eukaryota; Metazoa; Arthropoda; Insecta; Diptera; Stratiomyidae
Product: probable cytochrome P450 28d1
Exons: 4
Coding region: 1-576 (191 amino acids)
Molecular function (GO): heme binding; iron ion binding; monooxygenase activity
Source: RefSeq, a predicted model, not a curated record
AUGAUUCUAAUGGCAGUAACAAGAUCUUGUCAAAGGCACAAAACAGACAAAGAAAUUGAUCCUUUAUUCGGACGAAAUCCCUUUAUUUUGUCAGGAGAAGAAUGGAAACAAAAGAGAUCCGAAGUGACACCCGCUCUAACAAACAUUCGGAUAAAAGCUAGCUAUCCGAUAAUGUUACCUGUUUGUGGGAAAAUGACUAAAUAUCUGGAAAAAGAAACCAAAAAGCAUCUUCCACAUGGAGUUGAAGCCAGAGAGUUAGCAGCUAGAUACACGACCGAAGUUGUCAGUAACUGCAUCUAUGGAAUUGAAGCUGGAGCAUUCGAAGAGGGACCUUGCGAUAUUCGCGAAAAGGGAGCUGCUAUUUUGGACCAAUCCUUCGGAUCACAAAUCUAUCUGGUGGUGACAUCGCUACUACCGGAUCACCUCAGAGGAAUCUUCAAACGACCAUUUAUGAGGAAAGAUAUGCAAACAUAUUUCAUACAAUUGAUGAAGGAAGCCAUAAAAAUUCGAGAGAGUACGAAAAGUGAUCGUGCUGAUUUCUUGAAUUACCUACUGCAGCUCAGGGAGAAAAUUUGA